GCUAGCCGCUGCGGAGCUCCCUUCCUGCCCGACUCUGGCAGCUCGGGACCGGGCAGGGACCGCGGAGCGCAGGGCGGAGUCUGGCUCCGCUGACAUGCUUAUCAUUUCACUAAUUAUAUGUGACACUACCGUCGACUUAUCCUGGACCGAUCCAUGCAUGAUACAAUGACAUAUCCAGGGGAGAGGGCUGCAGACCGCUGCUAGUGUUGGGUUUGCUAGUGACUGCUAACAUAGGAGAGCUGCUGCAGAUGAACUCGACCCUUUUACCUUUGCCAUCUCAGGGACAUACGUGGUUUAUAAAGACUAAUACUUUAUUUAACAAAGCUGCAUUUUUAUACAUCUACUACCAGCACAAAAUCAGCCGGCUGCUCUAUUGUCUGGAAAUAUAAGUAUUGUAAUAUAUUUAUCACAAGGAUGUGUUAUUGGCUGACUGCCAGUUUGUCCAUUUUGUUCUGUUGUGAUCAUGGUUGUGAUGCGUUUGAGGACGGAGGAAUUGAUGGGCUCUCUGUUAGACCAAUCAGUGAACAGCACAGUGCAGCUGGCAUCCUCCCUUUGGUCAGUGAACAUAUCAUGGAGCCACUGCAGGCCCUUUAUACAUCAAUGUACUGCAGGCAAUUAGAUAGAUAGAUAGAUGCAUUUUUUGGGGGGAUUUAUUUAUCCCAAGAUUGGGAAAUGAUUUGGUUUCAGCAGCAGUUUCAAGCAUGACACGAGUUAAACAAAGAUACAAUAGGAUACAAAUAUAAUACACAAUACAAUUAACAUUAGCUGCAACUAUAUAUACUAAGAAUACAAAUGAAAAAUAAAAUAAUCCGUUUAGAAAGUAUUUAUAAAGAAAAACCCAUUGAGAUGUACUCUCGUUUCCAAGGGGGUUAAGUACACAAAAUAUAUAUUUUAAAAUAACAAGAUAAUAAGGCGAUAUCGUCGAAUAAUAAAAAAAAGAUAAAUAAUAAGAGAUACAAAAAUCACAAGAUCAAGCAGAGCAGGAAAACAAAGAUAUGUUUCAUUUCUAUUUUAUAAUAUGACAUUAUUUUUUAAACAAAUAGAAAGAUGAGACGGUCAAAUAUCAAGUUAUUAUUUUUGCUUUUUGCAAAACUGUCUCAUAAAAAGCAAUACAUUUGACAAAAGUUCAAACACAUUGAUUUCAGAUUCUCCUGAUAACUAUUGCAUAAUGAUUAUUAUGGAGUAAAACCUUUUUUCUGUGACUGUGAUCAGAAUUAAGUCCUAUCUAAAAGGACACGGCAGAUUUUCUACCUAACAAUAACAAUGCAACCAAAGACAGCAAGAAAAGCAGGGGUGAUCUACGUACUCUAUGUCCAUAUUAAAGAUGGUAUAUUUGUAUGUAGGAACAUCAGUUGUCCCCUUUGUUACAGUGGGGGCCAUGUGGGUUCCCAGCAGACUGUAGUGUAAUCUGGUUAUCAACGGUCUCUCAAAUCUCACGUCUAGGUCGCCCUCAGAGGUCACUGACUCAUCUUGCACAUCACUGCAGUCAUGCAAACGCUGGACUUUUCUGACCAAAUAUUUACCUGAGGUGUCUGCACAGGACAAAUAUCAAAACUUCACUGAUGACCCUUCAUCAUCAUGACCACCGGCCUGAAUCUGCUCUCUCAGCAGAAAGUGGAGUCUGAGCACGAAACCGAGGGACAUACCUUCUGUAGACACUCCGACUUCUUUUCAUUUAAAACGAUCUACGAUUCAAAUGUGUAUGCUGUAAAUGGACUCAAACUCAGUGAUGGGUGAGUCUCCACAGCGCUUUCAGGUCCUCUCCACUGAACCUGCCACAGCGCUACAGCGAAUACAGAUUGUAACUGACCAGCAGACAGGUCAGAAGAUCCAGAUAGUGACAGCGAUGAAGCCGUCCUCUGCUCCCAAACAGCAGUUCAUUCUGACAACAGCUGACAGCUCAGGGGCCGGCAAGGUUAUCCUGGCCUCUCCAGACGGCCACAGCACGAAGCAGCUCAUCUUCACCGCUGCUGACAGCCUGAUGCCAGGAAGGAUACAGAUCGUCACAGAUCCAGUGUCGAUGGAGCGGUUGUUAGGGCAGUCCGGGGACCUGAGCCGACCGCAGCCAGUGGAGUACUGUCUGGUGUGUGGAGACAAGGCUUCAGGCCGUCACUACGGAGCAGUCAGUUGUGAGGGAUGCAAAGGCUUCUUCAAGCGGAGCGUGAGGAAGAGCCUGACCUACAGCUGCCGCAGUAAACAGGACUGCGUCAUCAACAAACACCACCGCAACCGCUGCCAGUUCUGUCGGUUGAAGAAAUGCCUUGACAUGGGGAUGAAGACUGACUCUGUCCAGAGUGAGAGAAAGCCCAUCGACGUGGUGCCCCGAGAGAAGCAUGCUAACUGUGCCGCCUCCACCCAGAAGAUUUACAUUCGCAAGGACUUAAACAGUCCGCUCAUCGCCACGCCAACCUUUAUCUCCGACACAGAGACGGAUGGCUCGAGAUCCAGCCUGUUGGAGCAGGGCAUGCUGGUGAACAUCCAGCAGCCGCUCAUCCAGAGUGAUGGGACUCUGCUGCUGGCCUCUGACUCAAAGAUGGAUCAUGCGCACGGAGACUUGGGGACACUAGCCAAUGUGGUGACGUCAUUGGCUAGCCUGAGCGACUCACUCAGAGAGAAUCUGAACAAUGGUGACUCCUCAGACAGCCAACAUGAGGAGGAGUCUGCCAGCGAGAUAACACGUGCCUUCGACACCCUGGCCAAAGUUUUCAACCCCUCUGAGGUCAGCAUUAGACAGGGUCUGGAGGAGAAGCGGCAGUGUGUCAGUGGAACAACCAUCCAGCUGAUUGGUCGAGACCAGGAGACCCCCAUCAUUGAGGUGGAAGGACCCCUGCUCACAGACAACCAUGUCGGCUUUACGCUGACCAUGCCCAGUCCCAUGCCUGAGUAUCUGAACGUGCACUACAUCUGUGAGUCAGCCUCCAGACUCCUCUUCCUCUCCAUGCACUGGGCACGCUCCAUCCCUGCCUUCUCAGCUCUUGGUCAGGAGGCGAACACCAGCCUGGUGCGGGCCUGCUGGAACGAGCUGUUCACUCUGGGUCUGGCUCAGUGCGCUCACGAGAUGAACCUGUCCACCAUCCUCGCCGCCAUCAUCAGCCACCUUCAGAGCAGCAUCCAGGACGAAAAGCUUUCGGGGGAGAGGGUGAAGCAGGUGAUGGAGCACAUCUGGAAGUUCCAGGAGUUUUGUAACAGCAUGACAAAGCUGGAGACGGACAGCUACGAGUACGCCUACCUGAAAGCUAUAGUGCUGUUCAGCCCUGAUCACCCAGGUGUGGACAGCAGUGGUCAGAUUGAGAAGUUCCAGGAGAAAGCCCUGAUGGAGCUGCAGGACUACGUGCAGAAAACGUACCCAGAGGAAACCUACAGGUUGACCCGUAUCCUGACUCGUCUCCCGGCGCUGCGCCUCAUGAACUCGGGCAUCACAGAGGAGCUCUUCUUCACUGGCUUGAUAGGUAACGUCUCCAUUGACAGCAUCAUUCCCUACAUCCUCAAGAUGGAGACGGCUGAGUAUAACAGCCAGGACUCUGACCCCACAGACUGACAGCCAAUCGCUCCAGCACCAGGAACUUUUAGGAUCCACUUCAGGUACUCUUAUUUUUCUCUCGUGGGGUUUAACGUUGAACCCCACUCUAAAGUCCUGCAGCAGCCCCUUGUUUUAUAACGAUGCAAAGUCAUUCAGGAAUCCUCGAUAUAUUAACAUAAUCUGGGAUUGGAAAACCAGGAUGACGCUAGGAAUGUUUUCUGGAGCUAACGCAGUGCGGUAAUCUUGAAUUUCUGGCUCUAACCUCAGUCGCUCUGAACUGAAUGGAAAAGGAAUCCCUCUGCAGCUUCAACUGUGCUCCUCUCCUUUAAUGACUUCAUAGCACUUCAAGCUAAUGACACAUGAGCUUUAACUUCUAAGCCUUUCCUAUUGUUUCUGUUUUAUCUAAGCCUUACCAUGCUCUCAUGUUGAUCACAUACGUAACUUACCAUUAGCAUGCAGAUAACAGACUCUAUCAAUAAGCUGAAACAGAAAUCCUGCUCUUGUGGAAGUGGAAUCUCAACUAUUUCAAAGUCUAAAGACUAAAGUAAUUUCCAGUACUCACUUUAAAAGUGUACUUUGAGCUAUAAAGUGUUUGUUUAUGUUGGUAUUUGGUAACAUUGGUGCAGUAAAACUAAUAUUUAAAUGACCGUACUGUUGAAUUGAGAAUUCAGUCUUUUACAAAGAUAACGUAUGACUUUUCUGAAUGUCAUACAGUUCAAUGAGGAAUCGAUACACGCUUUGUAAUAAUUCCAUAUUUUUUCAAUUUUUAAACCGAAAACAUUGCCUCAAAGGUGUAAUACAUUAAUGAGAAUCUGUUUAAAUACAUAAAGAAAAGUUGGAAUGAAACUCCAAUCAGGUAUGAAACUAACUCAAACCUCAAUUAAUUCAUACUCUAAGUUCUGUAUUUAUAUGAACUGGCGUCAACAGCAUUUACCGUCCAUUCAGGGCAUUAUAACAUGACCAAUGUCUGGUUUAUUUUAUUUUUACUUUUAACUUAAAUUCACCUUCAGAUUGGCCAAAUUAGCAAGUUUCACUGAACCUUUUCUUUUUUUAUUCUAAAAGACUUAUCAGAGAUGUACACUAAUGUAUGUCUUAUCAUGAAUAUGUUGCUAAUGACCUGUGCAAUCACCUGAUCACUUUCCCUUUACGACAAUCUAUAACAUGGCAAUUCUCUCUGUCCCAUCAGUGUCAUGGCACUUCUUCUCAAUCUGCUUUUUGUAUGUGUAUUUAUCAUUGGCAGUUAUUUCUUUUGAGGAAUUAUAUUAUCUUAAAUAUUUUUGAGUUCAGAAAUGUUACUUAUGUGUAGCAAUGCUACUGUUUUUGUACUUGUGUUUGCAUUUGUUCUUUGCUUUGUGCACAUCAAUCAGCUUGUGUGGCGUUCCACUGUUUUCAUGCUGACUAAACCUUUGUGUUUUAUAUGUUUUCUAAAAACUUUAUUUUGUUGUAAACAAAUGUGCUUGUUGCAUACUAAGUGUACUUAAAGUACUUUUGGGCAGGUUUCCCUGAUUUGAAAAAGAACCAAGAUUUUCUGGGUAGCCAUUUUUGAGUACGUUUUUUUAUUUUAAAGACCUGCAUUUUCUUUAAAGACGACGAGUUGCAUUGACUGAAUUGAAUCCACAGCAACAUGAAUGAUAACAGGAAUGUAAAGAGGUCAAAAAGGAUUAUGUCUUGAAAAGUAAAUGUCAAUUGUAAUAUUUUGGGUUUAAAACCCAUACAAACUGUUUGUAAAGGCACUGUUGUGAAAUGACCUUUGUACAUGUAGUUUCAUUAAAAUGAGUGCAUGUUGUUUGUAAGCCAGGUUUUAUAAUCUUGUCGCUGUCUGCCCUCAUAAGGAGCAUUGUUAUACAUUUUAUAGUGCAUUGCAGUGCAUGAAGAAGUCGCUUAAGUGCAUUUUAUUAAAUGCUUUAUGAAAAAUGUGUAUUUAAAUGUUGUGGCUUUAAAAUAUUAACCAUAAGCAGCUCUUACAUUACAGGAUAUUACAUCAGAUUUCUAUUCUUGAGCUUUGUGGCUUGAGUAUCCUAUGUUAACAUUUUAUACCAUGUUAAUGUUCUUGGUUUUUUAUGCUUAUGUGAAAUGCAUUUCUUCAAACAUUGAGAUUUAGAAACAACAUAAAUGUUUUGCUCAAGUUUGUCACAACCCCACAUUUCUACCUCACACCAAUGAAGAUGUAAAACAUGCAUAAUCGACUGAGCUCCUGUAUCAGCAUUCCAGUCUCUGAAGCUUGCUUCUCUGAAGCCACAUGCUAUAAAAAGAAAUAAACAAUUCAUUAUGAAAUAUGACAUGA
Molecule: messenger RNA, 5804 nt
Organism: Gymnodraco acuticeps
Lineage: Eukaryota; Metazoa; Chordata; Actinopteri; Perciformes; Bathydraconidae
Gene: nr2c2
Product: nuclear receptor subfamily 2, group C, member 2
Exons: 16
Coding region: 1712-3538 (608 amino acids)
Biological process (GO): cell differentiation; positive regulation of transcription by RNA polymerase II; anatomical structure development
Molecular function (GO): nuclear receptor activity; RNA polymerase II cis-regulatory region sequence-specific DNA binding; zinc ion binding
Source: RefSeq, a predicted model, not a curated record